AUGGCACAACGACUACUCCGACUCCAUCGAACCCUAAAGCCACUCUCUUCCACACUGCCUCGCCCUUUCUCCACUCCUACCACAAUCGCAGCACCAGCCUCACGGACGCCCCCAAUCAUUUCUCAAUGGCGGGGAUUCACGGGAACGAGAGUGUCAAUGAUUUCGAUGACGGGUAGACCAGAGAAACAGUACAAGCUAUACAAGGAUGGAGACGAGAUUACUGAGGAUACAAUUCUGUUCGAAGGCUGCGAUUACAAUCACUGGCUCGUGACCGUUGAUUUCCCUAAAGAAGGACCCAAACCCACUGCCGAAGAAAUGGUCGCUACUUAUGAACGCAUAUGUGCCCAGGGACUCAAUAUUAGUAUCGAGGAGGCCAAAAAGAGAAUAUAUGCUUGUAGCACUACUACUUAUCAAGGGUUUCAGGUUUUGAUGACGGAACAAGAGUCCGAAAAGUUUAGAGACAUACCUGGGGUUGUUUUUAUAUUACCAGAUUCCUAUAUUGAUCCAGUAAACAAGGAAUAUGGAGGAGACAAAUAUGAAAACGGAGUAAUCACUCCGAGACCACCCCCAGUUCAGAUAAGGGGAGAAAGACGCCGUGAGCGGGGUAGAUUUCCACCUAGAUUUGACCAGCAAGGAGGUCCAAUUCCAAAUCAUCAAGGGCCGCCACCCCAGUACAGUCAGCAGGGGCAUAUGCAAGGAGGACCUAGAAACUAUGGGCCUCAGCAAAGUUACCCACCACAGCAAAAUCGUGGUACUCCAGGGCAUAUGCAAGGAGGUGCUGGUAAGGAUGGGCCUUGGCAAAAUUACCCACCACCGCAAAAUCAUGGUCCUCCAGGGCAUAUGCCAGGAGGUGCUAGUAACUAUGCGCCUCAGCAGAAUUACCCACCACAGCAAAAUUAUGGUCCUCAAGGAGGUGCUAGUAAAUAUGGGCCUCAACAAAAUUACCCACCAGAGCAAAAUCAUGGUCCUCCAGGGCCAUGGGGCAGUAUGCCGAUGAACAAUAGGGAUUAUGCCCCUGGAGGAAGGAACAUGUAUCCAGGACAGCAAGGAAAUCAUUACCCCCCAGGACAGCUAGGUUACAACCAAGGACAGCAGGGAAAUCAUUAUGCCCAUGCCCUAGACCAAACGAGCUUUCCACAAGGAGACCAGAGGGAUCAUGGGUCUCCUGGGCUAAGAGAUUAUAGGGGAGAUAACAGGAAUUAUUCUCCCACGCAUGGUGGAAACUAUGGGCUAGGUGGAAAUACUGCUAUGGACAAACUUCAACCAGGUGAAGGUCAGAGGUUUGCACAAAUGGAGCAGAGGGGCAUGCGAGGAGAGCAAGGGAACUAUGCACCAGUGGGACAACCACGUGAAAACUAUGGGGAAGGUGGAAAUACUAUUAUGGACAAACGUCACCCAUGUGAAGGUCCGAGGUCCGCACAAAUGGAGCAGAGGGAUAUGCAAGGAGAGCAAGGGAACUAUGCACCAGUGGGACAACCAGGGUGGUCAGACCAAGAAAGUUUUAUCAUCAAGAGUCUUGUAAUUGCUAUUCUUCAAUUACCAAUUGAUCUCUUGGGAAACUCUGCAUGCUUGAAAGUGAAGUGCACUGCUGAAAUCGAGGAUAUUGAGAAGACUGAUUGUUCUUUGAGAUGGAAGAGAGAAUGGACUCGUAAAUCACUUUCGUCUCUCAAUUUUCAAGCAUGA
Molecule: messenger RNA, 1683 nt
Organism: Dovyalis caffra
Lineage: Eukaryota; Viridiplantae; Streptophyta; Magnoliopsida; Malpighiales; Salicaceae
Source: the annotation of a GenBank genome assembly